Messenger RNA from Camelus dromedarius (Arabian camel), 905 nucleotides. Its product is annotated as cTAGE family member 6-like. NCBI's taxonomy places the organism in Eukaryota, Metazoa, Chordata, Mammalia, Artiodactyla, Camelidae. The transcript has 6 exons. Gene Ontology annotation, cellular component: endoplasmic reticulum exit site; endoplasmic reticulum membrane. Bases 414 to 797 code for a protein of 127 amino acids. The record is from RefSeq and is a predicted model, not a curated record. Gene Ontology annotation, biological process: protein secretion; endoplasmic reticulum to Golgi vesicle-mediated transport; vesicle cargo loading.
GGUCAUGGAAUUCACACCUAUUAACCUGCUUUCAAAAGAAAACAUUUUCUUAUAUUUGCUAAAGAACCAGGUUUUGCCCCAGGCUUUGACUGAAGUCAGGGCUCUCAGUGGGAGAAAUCAGGUAAGUCAUGGGCUCCUGCUCCAUCCUGUGUGUUCUGUUGUGAUGACUUGGUCAGGCCCUUAUUCCCACGUUGAAACACAGUGAGCCCGCGCUGUCCCCGUCACAGGAGCCUGAGCCUGGGGGGGCACAGAGCACACCUCCCGUGGGCUUUUCCUGUGUGUUUACAUUAUGCACAAAUGAGUAGGGGUGGGGACGCUGAAGGAAAGCCCUGAUACCAAACUCUUGCCAGAGGCCUGAGUGUAGUUUUCUCAUAUUUAUUAGUGGGGGACCUUUAAUUCUUUCCUGUGUAUUUAUGAGCCUGAGCAUUUAUGGGGAAGGGCGAAAGGAACAUGGAAUUCUUCCCCUCCAAUUUCUGGGAGGGAUACUGGCAGAAUUUCACAGAGUUUCUUUCCCCUCUCAGGAAGAUGACAUGAAAGGAUGUGAGCGGGUGGAAAAGAAGCAGCUGUUGGCCUCAGAGGAGAAGGUGAAACUGGCUGAAGAGGAAACACGGCAGUACAAGAGAAGACUUGAAGAAUGUCACUGGCAAAUGCGGGAAGCAGAGAUCACUUGGAGACACCAGGUUGCUCUUGCUGAGAAGAAGGCCCAAGACAACUGGCUCAGGGCUCAGGAGCUGGAGAGGGAAAAUGCUGAGUUGAGAAGGGAGAAUGCCCACCUGAAACAAAGAUUCAGGACCUAGUGUAGCUCCGGUGCAGAACGGCAACUCCUGCCCUCCUGAGGCGGCCACAGAGGCCCAGGUUACUUUUGAUGCAAGAGGGCCCCAUCCUUUCCCUGGGCCACCUCCACC